AAUGAUCCUUUUAUUCGUUUAAAAAUGACUGACUCAAGUAGUACCAACUAUUGUCUGACUAUAGCUGCUGAUCUUUGGUUUGGAAACUCAAACUUUGACAAAAAAUGGCCAUUUGGAUCAAUAUUUGGAUACAUUUUGGCCUUUUUUCUAUUCUAAUAAUUUUUCGGAAUCAUAUUGCUGUAUCCAGUUACAAGGAAGUGAAUCAGAAUGAUCUCGUGACGAGCCCAUCCUUUACAUUUGAAUACACACGUCUACAUUACAACACAAUGAAAAACAAAAAUGAAGAAAUAUUUCAUUAUAAAACUGUGAAUUUACGUUGUGGAACGAAGAAAUAAAUGUUGAAAUGUAGAAAUAGUCGUUUUGGUCAUAUUUGUGUGAAGUUCAAACAAAGGCUUCACGAUUAAAACCAAAGAUUCUUCAUUAAAGUAAGUCAGAGUAUUUACAGCAUUAUAUUCUAAAUAAAUUUCUUGUUUGAAAAUGGCUUCACCACCUCAAAAACUGAAGAUUGAAGCAAACGGAUUUCGCUUAAGUAAACUCUUGAUAAAUAAAGGAACACAAGCUUUGAAAAUAACAUUACAGUUUAAUAUAAAUUUUCGUUCGUCAAACCUAAGCGAUGAACUUAAUAAACCCUCAAAUAAAAGUACAUUGGAAUCAUUAAGAAAAAGAAGCGUCAUCAACAAAGAGCAAUGGAACCUUCUUUAUCCAUCAACUGGUUUGCCAAAUCUUGAAAACUUUGAUAUUUCAUUAAUGACUGUCUUAUUGCGUAACAUAUGUGGUCUAACAGCGCCAAAUGGUGGAUGGGAUAAUCUUCCUUUCUCUUCAGAUACUUCAAUCUCAGCAAAUAUUGCAAGAAUAAAGUUUUAUCGAAACAAAGUGUAUGGUCACAUUACUACAACUAGUGUAGAUGACAGUGAGUUUGAGUACUUGUGGCAGGAAAUUUCAAAAGCAUUGGUUGGUUUGGGUAUUCAACAAACUGAAAUAGAUGAAGCAAAGAAAGCUCCUCUCAGUCCUGAUGAGGCAAAUCAUAUUGAAAUAUUGAAAAACUGGUAUGCAGGAGCAGAUGUCAAGAAGCUUGGAAAGUGUAAUUUUAACGGUCUUAUAAAAGAUCUUAACAAAAAAUACCUUGAAGGCACUAGACAAUGGUUAUUUGAAGAACUCGACACUUGGUUUAACAAUAGAAGUGAAGAUGCUUCUAAUGUCAUGAUUUUAAUUGCCGGUCCUGGCGUUGGUAAAAGUGUGUUUGCUGCUGAGGUGUGUCGACAAUACUCUGCAAAGAAUAAACUUGCUGCUUGUCAUUUCUGCAGGUAUAAUCGAUCCGAUGAGAGGAAUCCUCGAAUGUUGAUAGAAUCAUUGGCUAGUAGCAUGUGUGAUACAAUAUCAAAUUUUAAAAGUAAACUUAGUGAAGAAUUACUGAGAAAUCAUUCCUACAAAUCAGUCGCUGAUGCAUUCCGUGUUUUAUUAAAUAAUCCAUUGCAUUUAUUGGAAGAUCACGAACCUAUGCUUUUGGUUAUUGAUGCCUUAGAUGAAAGCCAAGUUGAUGGCAAAAGUGAAUUGUUGGAAUUGAUUGCAGAAGAGUUUGACCGACUGCCUAAAUGGAUUAAAAUCUUCAUCACCAGUCGUCCAGAGCUUCCUGUUCAAAAGAAGUUGAAAGACAUGAAUCCUGUGGAAAUUACAACUCGUCCUCGUGAUAAAACAACGAAAAGACCUGCACAAGUAUUUGAAACAUCAGUUGAACAAUCGCGUGCAGAGAAAUCGCUACGUUCUUCAGUCAUUAGUUAAAAAAUGUGAGGGAUCAUUUCUUUAUGCCUAUUACGCCCAACUGAGCUUGAAUAAAGAAAAUAUUGAGCUUACUUACGAAAACAUUCAACAAUUGGUCCCAAGUGGGUUAAGCAGUGUUUACACAAAGCAAUUUGAAAGAGUAAAAGAUAUAACGAAA
Molecule: messenger RNA, 1936 nt
Organism: Xenia sp. Carnegie-2017
Lineage: Eukaryota; Metazoa; Cnidaria; Anthozoa; Malacalcyonacea; Xeniidae
Exons: 3
Coding region: 478-1779 (433 amino acids)
Source: RefSeq, a predicted model, not a curated record